UCUAGAUUUGGUGAGGGGAAGCACGUGGAUGAUUUGCACGAGAAUGGAAAGAAAGAAUAGUUAGCGAUAUGAAUGUGAAAAAUGGAAGGAAGAAAAAUGAAUAGAGCAGUGAUAGUGAUGACAGUAGAAUAAAGAGAGAGAGAGAGAGAGAGGGUGUGAACGAGGAUGGGUGAGAGUGGGGACGAGGCUCUAACCCCGGCGGGGAGGCUGUUCCUGCAGGAAGAAACGAAGCAAGUAAUCCACUGCGUGAUAGGGCUGAAGAACCCAAUCGACGUGGAGUUAGUGAAAUCGGAAGUGCGGAAGUCAACCAUGCUGCAACACCCACGCUUCAGCAGCCUGAUGGUGAGAGACGAAAGAGGAGUGGAGCACUGGCGGGCCACCGAAGUGGAGAUUGAUCGGCACUUCCGCGUAAUCGAGGAGGCGCUGGGCGAGGAAGGGGAUGAACGGGCCAUCAACGGUUACCUUGCUGAACUAUCCAUAGACUGCGAUGGGCUUAGCAUGGAUAAGCCCCUCUGGGAAAUCCAUCUGCUCAUGGCCCACAACUGCCUUAUUUUCCGAAUCCAUCACGCCCUUGGUGAUGGCAUUUCCUUGAUGUCCAUGUUCCUCGCCAGCUGCAGGAAACUCAACGAUCCCCAAGCUCUCCCUGCCAUCGCUUCUUCUCCGUCUACCCGUUCAAAUACGUCUAACCCUCCCUUCAAUUUCUAUAAUCUCCUCGUCAGUCUCUGGUUUUCUUUCCUAUUUGUCCUCGACUUUAUCCUCAGAUGUUUCUGGGUCCGUGACCCCAAAUCCUCCAUCACCGGUGGCGCCGGCGUUGAGCUCUGGCCCCGCAAAAUUGCUACUGCCACUUUCUCUCUUCAAGACAUGAAGACCGUCAAGACUGCCGUUAAUGCGACCAUAAAUGACGUUCUAUUUGCAGUUAUAUCGUGUGGGAUAUCUAGAUACUUGGACUCCCGAGCACAUAACGGGCUGCGAGACGGUGUUCAGCUAACAGGAUUAGCUAUGGUGAAUUUAAGAAAGCAGCCAGGGUUGCAGGAAUUGUCCAAUUUGAUGAAAAGCAAUUCAGGAGCGAGGUGGGGUAACAAAUUUGGUAUGAUUCUGCUGCCAAUAUAUUACCACAAAAGCAAUUCUACAGAUCCUUUAGAAUAUUUGAAGAGAGCUAAGGCAACGAUUGACAGAAAGAAACGAUCUCUGGAAGCCAGUUUCUCAUACAAAAUUGGGGAUUUUGUAAUGUCCACCCUUGGUCCAAAGUUUGCUGGCCUUCUAAAUUACCGGAUACUCUGUCACACCACCUUUACAAUCUCAAACGUGGUAGGUCCACAAGAGGAGAUUAUGAUUGGAGGCAAUCCUAUAACGUUCUUAAGGGCAAACAGUUCUGCCUUGCCACAUGCGCUGAUUUUGAAUAUGGUGAGCUAUGCUGGAAGGGCAGACAUGCAAGUGCAGGUGGCCAAAGACAUCAUUCCUGAUCCCGAGUUUCUUGUCAAGUUCUUUGAAGAUGCAUUGCAUGAAAUGAAGGAGCAGGUUACGGCCAAAAUCUGACUUUGUGGAGAAAUUUGAUUUUGAUAAAUGUGAUAACAUUACUGUAUGUGAAUAUUGAGAUGCUUACUAUCACAGGCAAGUAAUUUACAUUAUCACAACAUUUACUUAAAUGUUAUAUAGGACUUAUUUGUGAUACAUUCGUCUCUCUCUUAAGUUCCACACCGGUGGCAUAUGUA
Messenger RNA from Vigna unguiculata (cowpea), 1712 nucleotides. Its product is annotated as wax ester synthase/diacylglycerol acyltransferase 11-like. The record is from RefSeq and is a predicted model, not a curated record. Gene Ontology annotation, biological process: triglyceride biosynthetic process. Gene Ontology annotation, cellular component: plasma membrane. Lineage: Eukaryota; Viridiplantae; Streptophyta; Magnoliopsida; Fabales; Fabaceae. Gene Ontology annotation, molecular function: diacylglycerol O-acyltransferase activity.